GACUCACAGAGAGUCAUGUGACAUGCUCGGGUCACGUGAUAAGAUGACCGAUAAUAAAGUCAAACUCAGCAGAGAACAGCAUUAUAUCCACUUCACCGGAUCCAGGUUUACGCUGAUGUCUUCGCUGGCCUCGUGAAAUACGCGCAAGAAAAUCACACAUGGUUUUGCAUCUGAAAAUUUGAAGAGCAUUAGUUUUGCGGAUCAGCAAUCACACACACGCACACAAUGGUGCGUGCGGGUGUCGUAGCGUUAUGUGUCUGUCUGAAUGUGUGUGGCGCUCUGAUUUGUCCUGAUGGAGGGAUGUGUGAAGACGGAAGCACCUGCUGUCAAACUCCGUCAGGAGGAUACGGCUGCUGCCCGCUACCCAACGCAGAAUGCUGCUCCGAUCACUUGCAUUGCUGUUAUCAGGGUACUCUGUGUGACCUGGUACACUCCAAGUGUGUGAACAAGACACACAUUUUAGACUGGGUGGAAAAAGUCGCCACAAAGCAGCAAGCUGUAAUUUGUCCAGAUCAGGAGUCUGAAUGUCCCGAUGACACCACCUGCUGCCAGAUGCCUGAUGGCAGCUGGGGCUGCUGUGCUAUGAAAAAUGCCGUGUGCUGUGAAGAUAAGAGACACUGCUGUCCUCAGGGAACUAAAUGUGACCUCGAGCAUUCAAGGUGUGUGUCGGCAACAUAUGGGCCCUCCCCACUCUGGAGGAAGUUCGCUGCCCGUCACAGGAAUCCAUCAGAGAGGACAGCAGCUGUUCCACCUACAGACUCCAGUGAUAUUAGAGAUGUGAUCUGCCCAGAUAAGAUUUCCACAUGUCCGGAAGAUACAACAUGCUGUGAACUAGAGGCCGGAAGUUACGGAUGCUGCCCGAUGACGAGGGCUGUGUGUUGUUCUGAUCAUGUGCACUGCUGCCCAGAGGCCACGACUUGUGACCUUGUCCAUAGUAUGUGUGUGUCAGCUAAUGGUGUCAUGGUAAAGAUGGCCACUAAGAUCCCAGCCACUUCCCUGAAGCACAAAGAAAAACUAGUUCCCUGUAAUGAAACAGUAGCGUGUGCUAGCGGUACCACCUGCUGCAAAACACAAGAAGGCACCUGGGCUUGCUGCCCUUUACCGAAGGCGGUGUGUUGUGAGGACCAUGCCCACUGCUGUCCACAGGACACGGUGUGUAACCUCGCGGCGAGCACCUGUGAUGAUCCUGCUGACCUUUCAGUGUCCGUACCCUGGAUGGUAAAGGUGCCCACCUUUCCAAUAGCUUCACCCAAUCAGAAAUGUGAUGAGACUUCUUCGUGCCCUGAUGGUUCUACUUGCUGCAGACUAUCAUCUGGAAAAUGGGCAUGCUGCCCUCUGCCACAAGCAGUGUGUUGUGAGGACCAUCUCCAUUGUUGUCCCCACGAUACUGUGUGUAAUUUGGCCGCCAGCACUUGUGACAGUUCCAACGAUCAGGGUCCCCGUCUUUCUGUGCCUUUGGUGAAGAAGAUCGCCGCAGUGAGCCUGCCAUCACUGAACCAAAACUGUGACGAGACAUCGCUGUGUCCAGCUGGGACAACCUGCUGUAGACUAACCUCAGGGUCAUGGGCCUGCUGUCCUAUGCCACAGGCCGUGUGCUGUGCCGAUCAGGAGCAUUGCUGUCCGCAGAGCUACAACUGUGACUUGACUCACAAAACCUGUGUACGUUCUGGCCUUCCCAGCAUGCCCUGGUUCAGGAAACAGUCUGCGCUGAAGCAGUCUGAUGAUAAUACUCCAGUGGACAGACACAUGUGUGACGAUAAAACCAGCUGUCCUAAAGACGAUACAUGCUGCUUUAUGAACAACCUCGGCAAGUGGGGCUGCUGUCCGCUGCCAAAGGCGGUGUGUUGUAAGGAUGGAGAUCACUGCUGUCCUAGCGGCUACACUUGUAAUGAGAAGAAAACGUCCUGCACUAAAGCCUACCAUGAGAUCCCCUGGUACACAAAACAAGAGGCCAGGGUCGUGAAGGGGUCAGAGGUGCUGUUUGGAGAUGAAGAUGAGAAGUGCGACUCGACGACCAGUUGUGCAUCUGGUUCUACCUGUUGUAAAUUACCCACAGGGCAGUGGGGCUGUUGCCCUCUUGUCAAGGCGGUGUGUUGUGAGGAUCACGAGCACUGCUGUCCACAGGGCUACACCUGCAACCUCGAAUUUGGAACCUGCGUUAAACCGUCCGGUUCUCACAGUGUUCCUCUGACACGAUUACAGACACACACUGACACACAUUCAGAAGAGGAGGUGCUGUGUGACGCGUCGACAUGCUGCUUAAAGACACAGAGCUGCUGUAGACUAUCAGACUCCACAUGGGCCUGCUGUCCAUAUAAAGAGGCAGUGUGCUGUGAAGACAUGAAGCACUGUUGCCCUGUGGGAUACAAAUGUGACCCAGAAUUCCAAGGCUGCACUAAAGCUUCCACAUCUAUGUGGUGGGAGAAUUCACUUUAAAUGGAAAAACCACAGACUGACACUGAACCACAUGUCCAUAACACAAAUAUACAUCCAUCCACACACACACUCGAGUGCUUAGACACGCUACAUGUUGCAUAAAGCAUGGUUUUAAGAUGCCCUCUUCAGACAAGGGACUAUGCAUCUAGUGUUUUUUAAUAUUUCGCUUUUACUACAAUAAAAACAUUAUAUUUGAGCAG
Messenger RNA from Sinocyclocheilus grahami, 2636 nucleotides. RefSeq names its product granulins-like. The record is from RefSeq and is a predicted model, not a curated record. The transcript is spliced from 16 exons. Lineage: Eukaryota; Metazoa; Chordata; Actinopteri; Cypriniformes; Cyprinidae. The coding region runs from base 226 to 2436 and encodes 736 amino acids. Gene Ontology annotation, cellular component: extracellular region.